Microplitis demolitor is the source of this 2037-nucleotide messenger RNA. Its product is annotated as protein 60A-like. Gene Ontology annotation, molecular function: cytokine activity; growth factor activity. Lineage: Eukaryota; Metazoa; Arthropoda; Insecta; Hymenoptera; Braconidae. Bases 399 to 1757 code for a protein of 452 amino acids. The record is from RefSeq and is a predicted model, not a curated record. Gene Ontology annotation, biological process: BMP signaling pathway; SMAD protein signal transduction. The transcript has 6 exons. Gene Ontology annotation, cellular component: extracellular region.
AUACGAGCUUAUUCAGAUAUUUCUUACCAGACAAACAGACUACGCGUACGCGGUGAUUCAAUUAUCAAGUAUACAUUCAACAAUUUAUUUUUUAAAUUAUUUUUUUUUUUAAUCUGUAAAUUAAAUUAAAACAUGCAAUAAAAUCGAGUCAAUUAACAGUGACAGUUUCAACAAUGGAUUUAUCAUUAUUAUUUUAUAUCAUCCAAUUAAUAUUUGAUUGAUUAAAUUGUUAUUCCCUAUACUAAACAGUUUAACAAAGUUGUCAUUUAAGUAAACGCCACGGGGUCUGAAGAAGACGAAGAAGAAGAAGAAGAAGCGGAGGAAAGUAUUGAAAGCUUUUGUUGUUUUAUUUUUAAUUAUAUUGUAAAGUGAAAGUCUUGUGUGUUCAUAACUGUGAAAUGUUUUUUGAACAAGUGUGUAAGGAUAACAAUAAUUUUAAUAAUAAUAUCGAUAAAGUCAAGAGAACAAGAGACAGUGUUUUAACAUCAUGUUCGUUGUGGUUAACUGUUGUUGUUUUUGUCGGGGUGAUAAGUGAACAUGUGGUCCCAGUUACGUCUUCGCGAAUAAGCGGUCUUUAUGUAGACAAUGGACUGGACCAAACAGUGGUACACAGAGUACUCACUAAGCGGGAAAAACGGGAUGUAGAGCACGAAAUUUUGAAUUUACUUGGGCUGCCGGACAGACCGCGUAGUGUUAUCGGUAAGGUACCGCAGGUCAAGAGGUCAGCGCCCAAGUUUCUGUUGGAUAUUUAUAAAAAUGCGCUUGGUGAGGACGAGGAUGGCAAACCGGUCGCAACGAGGCUACAUCAAACCGACGGGGAGUUCGACCUCACUGGUCAGGAUCUCAGGGCCAUCGACCAGAGCGAUGUCAUCAUGACAUUCGCCGCGCACAAUCAUCACGUUCCCGGUGUACGGCACGAGCGCGGCAAAAGGCUGUGGUUCGACGUGUCUGAAGUACCCCCCGGAGAACACAUAAUAGGUGCCGAGUUGCGACUCUAUCGCACGAUGGACAUUAAGCAUCGAAGAAAUCGCGGAUCAUUUAUGAUCACCGCGUACCGAGUUCUACGCACCGAAGACGGGAAAAAAGAAUUACAGUAUGUUGAUUCAGUCAAUACGACUACUGGAAAAGAAGGUUGGCUAACAUUAAAUGUUAGCGCGGCACUUCAACACUGGGUAAAUAAUCCUGAAGGGAAUCGUGGUCUUUAUCUCUCUGUUCAUCCGGCAGAUCGGUCUGUGCAUGAAAUGAGACCGGAAGACGUUGGUAUCGUUGGGUUUCGCGGAGACGUCGACAAGCAACCGUUCAUGGUUGGAUUUUUUAAAAGCUCAGGGAUUCGUGAGAAAAAAAUUCGACAAAAACGUGACGCCAGGAGACGAAGGAAAAGCGACGCUUCUCCACUUGAUUAUCGUAACCCGUAUAUUGAUCCUGCAAUACAAUAUAAUUCUCGUACAUGCAGGAUUCAAACGCUUUAUGUUAGUUUUCGCGAUCUUCAAUGGCAGGAUUGGAUUAUAGCACCGGAUGGAUAUGACGCUUAUUACUGUAGCGGCGAUUGUAAUUUCCCACUGAAUGCUCAUAUGAAUGCUACCAAUCAUGCGAUAGUGCAGACUCUCGUCCAUUUAGUCAGCCCAGGAAAAGUACCCAAGCCUUGCUGUGCGCCUACUAAACUUUCACCAAUCUCAGUGCUUUAUUUUGUUGACGAAAGCAAUGUUAUACUUAAAAAAUAUAAAAAUAUGGUUGUUAAAAGCUGUGGAUGCCAUUAAAAUUUAAUUUCGCGCCAUCAAAUUUAUUUAUCAUUUAGGGUAAAAAUAAAAUUUAUAAUUUAAUAUUUUUAAAAAUUAAAUAUGUUAUUAUUCAUUAAUGAAGUUAUAUCUAUAAGUAUAUACCCGAUGAUCAUGUUCGUUUAUUAUUUUAAAAUAUUUACUUAAAUUGAAAAAUUACUGGUUGUCAAGUCAACUAUACAGUAUUUAUUUAUCUUUAGAUAUUAUUAGUUACUCACUAACAUUUUUAUCUUUCAAUCAUUCAUUUUUUUUCGUAUUUUUU